This is a messenger RNA of Styela clava, 2918 nucleotides long. The record is from RefSeq and is a predicted model, not a curated record. Lineage: Eukaryota; Metazoa; Chordata; Ascidiacea; Stolidobranchia; Styelidae.
GUGCACCCCAUUGUUUUGCAGGUAGUUGACGUUCUUCCUAGAUGCGGCGGCAGUUGUCUGCAAUUUUCCAAUGUUUAUUUGGAACAGUGGAAGGGAGAUAGUCGGCCAUAUUUAAUAUUCUUUUUUUUUCGCAAUCAGAGAGAAAGCAUAAACUUCCAAGCUUGCAUGAUGUCCAGAACAAUCGGAGCUCUGACGGCUGUUGCAUUCGCGACGAGGUUUCACAAUCUGUCUAUACCAUCAUAUGUUUGUUGGGAUGAAACUCAUUUUGGAAGGAUGGCAGGAUCUUAUCUAAAUCAAACCUAUUUUGUAGAUGUUCAUCCACCCCUUGGCAAAAUGUUGUUAGCUCUUGCAGGUUUAAUGACUGGUUAUGAUGGAAUAUUUAAUUUCGAAGUCGGUGACGAAUAUUUAACAGAAGAUAAAGAAGUUCAUUAUUAUGGAAUGAGAGCAUUUUGUGCAAUCUGUGGAUCUCUUGUUAUACCUUUGUUAUAUUCUACUGUCAAAACCAUGACUGGUAGUAAUGGAGCUGCUGUUAUUACAUCAGCAUUGUUGAUUUUGGACUGUGGUCUUAUUGCUUUAUCACAAUAUAUCUUACUUGAUCCAAUUCUACUUUUCUUCUUGGCUGCUUCACUGUUUUGCAACACAAAGUAUUCUAUGGAAAAAAAAACUAAAUUUGGAAGUGUAUUUUCUUAUCAUUGGUGGAUGUUUCUUGCACUUUCUGGAGUUAGCCUAGGUUGUAUGCUUGCUGUAAAAUGGGUCGGCCUAUUUACUGUUGCAUUUGUUGGAUGCUGGACUGUAAAAGAUCUGUGGGAUUUAUUAGGAAAUACCAAGGAGAUUUCAAUGAAGGAAUUUUCAAAACAUUUUUUCGCUCGAUCGAUUUGUCUAAUAAUAAUUCCAAUAUGUAUUUAUGCUUCCAUUUUUGCAAUUCAUUACCAAGUUCUCAAUGGGACUGGAAAACAAGAUUCUGUUCAUAGCUCUGAGUUUCAAAUGUGUUUGAAAGGAAAUCGUCUAAACAAUGCAUCAAUGCCUAUCCAUGUGGCUUAUGGAUCAGGAAUUACUCUUAAAUUUCACAAGUCAGAUGCAUCGGGUCUUCUGCAUUCUCAUAACUUAUCGUAUCCAAUUGAUGUUAUGCCAGACUCUCAACAACAGGUUACUGUAUACUUUUACAAAGAUCAAAAUAAUCUUUGGGAAGUUAUAAAACCAAAUGUGACAGAAGAGCAAGAAAUAAAUGAGACUGAUAUUCUUCAAGAUGGCGACAUUAUUCGACUGCGUCACAUCCCUACAAAACUUUAUCUUCAUAGUUUUGCAAGACCUUCACCUAUAUCAACUAAUAAACAGAUCGUAUCAUGUGCCAAUGGAACAAAUGUAGAAGAUAAGUUGAAUGAGUUGUGGAAAAUUGAUGUUGUCAAGACAACCGAUAUAACCACUGGAAAAAUCAGAGUCAUUCAAACGAAAUUCAGACUGAUUCAUGUCAAUUCCGGCUGUGCUUUACACAGUAGUUUCAAGAAAUUACCGGAUUGGGCAGCAAAUCAGUAUGAGGUUGUAUGUUCCCAUCUUCAUAGAGAUUUCCAAACUGCACUCUGGAAUGUUGAAAUACAUUAUCAUCGGUAUUUACAAAAAAGUACUUUGGCAUCCUGCCAGAUGACAUUUCUGGAACGAUUUGUGGAAUCUCAUUUAGUCAUGGCAUCAAGCAAUUCUCUCAUAAAGCCUACAGCUGGAGACAUAGCAUCAAGACCAUGGCAAUGGCCUUUGAAUUACAAGGGUCAAGUGUUCUCCUUCAUGGGUGAACAAGAUUUGAGAGUGCACCUCCUAGGAAAUCCUCUCAUCUACUUCCUCAAUCUUGUGGUAAUAAUUGUCUCCCCAGUAUUCUUUGCAAUUGUUCGUAUUGUGGAAUUGAGAGAGCUAAGCAGAGUAAAAGUAGCAAGUCUAAUCCCAGAACUUUCUAUAAUGAAGAGUGAUGUCAUGAGGUUAAAUUCCCACCAUAUCUCUGCAUGUAAAUGGUAUUUAUUUGGCUGGUUUAUCCAUUACGUACCAUUUUUCCUAAUGUCACGAGCACUUUAUUUUCAUCAUUAUUACUCAGCAUUUAUAUUUAGUUGCUGUUUGAGUGGUUGUUUCCUGGACUUGUUAUUUAAUAACUGUGCCAUGUCGAUUUCCAAGGUGUUUCGUGGUUGGCUCUUGCCAUCUACAGUACGUUUUGCCAUUCACCUUAUUUUUGGGAUUUUGUUGUUGGAGAGCUUCUAUCUUUAUUCACCCUUGUGUUAUGGAAUGACUGGUCCCUUUUCCGACGAGAAGCAUAGCAUGAUGUAUGGUCUUAAAGUAUAUCAUCAUUGGGAAAUAUAAUGAGGAAUUGGAUAGUAUAAAGUCAAACUCGAGGGCAAAAAUGUACAGUGUACACAAGGAUCACGUUGAAGUGGAAUUCAUUAUUGCAGUUUAUGAACCCUUAAAGGGAAGUGCAUCUAUGCUGAAGUUAUACACAUUGUGUUAGUCCAUCAUUUUUCAUUGCCUACACUUUACUAAAUAUUUUUAAAUUAUGCUGCUAGGCUAGUCUUCUAUUCUUAUGAACUUAUACGCUCUAAAAAUCGUACUGUUUAAAAGUACUUAUUUUACAACCAUUAUUGCAAUAAUAUCCGUGUUUUAGUGAUACAAUUGCCGAGUUUGAUCUGGCUGCUUUGUGCUUGUUCGAACAUACUGUUGAAAAGUCAUCAUUUUUAUUUACCUAUAAGGCUAUAUUGCUGGCAAAUAUUAUUAUUAUAUCUCUAUCAUAAAUUUUGGUGUAUGAGCAAAUCUUUUUCACUGCGUAUCUUAACCGUACUAUUAUGUGUGAAAUUUAUGGGUGCUUGCUUUAUUUUAUUCUUGUAUGAUUGUUCUCAACAUCUUUUUUGAAUGAAUGUCCAACAGUCGGUAUAUGCAUAAACACUUCG